AUGGCCACCGCCACAACGACACAAACGGCCGAAGCUCUGCCCCAGUCGCAUGAGAGCUCUGCGGGUGCCCUGGUGCACCACUCUAAUCAGAGCCAGGAGCUCAUUCAUCAUGCCUCUCAACGUCGCGAGACCGGCGCUCUGAGCCAGCAGCCACGCCCGCAGAGCGCAGUGAUCUAUCAGCCGCCAACCCACGAAGACAAGCCCGGAGAGAAGAGAGAAGCCCAAUUCUUGCCCUGGUACACACGCUGGGGCUACUCUAUCUCCCUCGGUGCAGCUCAGGGAUUCUUGAAGCCGGCCAGUUUGAUCCGUGAUAUGCAAGACUCAAUGCGCUCGCCGCUGCAUCAGCCGAAUUUGGUGAAAACCUACCAAUGCCGCCCAAAGCUUCCUAUCAGGGUCUUCUUUCCCAAGCCGUACGACAAGGAGAAGCCUCGGCAGAUGUCCUUGUGCUUCACGAUCCACGGAGGCGGAUUUAUCAUGGGCACUCCGCAAGACAACGAUGCAUGGAAUGCCAAAUUUGCGAGUCGGUAUUCGGCAACCGUUGUGGCCCUGAACUACAACAAAGCUCCGAAGACAACUUUUCCCAUGUCUGUUCAUGAUGUCGAGGCACUGAUGCUUGCCGUUCUCUCCGACUCCGAAAUUGCCCCUCACAUCGACCGUUCUCGAAUUGCUGUUGGCGGCUGGGACGCUGGCGGCAACCUUGCGCUGACCGUCACCCAACUUCCGGCGAUCCGACCCAUCGUCAACUCAGUCUUCGCCUUCUAUCCGCCUUGCGACUUCACCGUGACACACCACCAAAAAAGCCGACUCCGGCGGUACAAGGCUGGAGUGGGCGGCUUCCGUGCCCGCGAGACGGACUACAUGCUCUCCAUGUCGCCCAUGAUCGACUGGUCGUACAUCCCGCACGGGACGGACCUACGCAACCCGCUCCUCAGCCCGUUCUUCGCAGAGCAUGACAUGCUCCCCCGCCGCGUCAUGAUCAUCGGCUGCGAGCUGGACAUGUAUGCCCAUGAGGCCUGGCGCACCAUCAGCAAGCUGGCCGGCCGUGAGGUCCCUGCCAUGGAGCAGACCGUGGGGCGGGAGGGCCAGUCCGAUCAUGGGCAGAUGCUCUUUGACGACGAGCGAUUCCACUUUGAGCAGACAUACAACGACGGUUCAAGCUACAAGUGGCUGCUUGUCCCUGACACCAUCCAUAACUUUGACCAACGCAUUGGUGGUGUUGUACGAGAGCCAGACUUCCGGGCUGAUGCGGAACACAAGAGCGAGGCUUGCCUCAAGGAGAUUGGCGAGUGGCUUCUUGGGCCCUUCCAUUCGGCCCGAACGAAUGGUGCAAACCUUGAGCAAAAUGGUGAUACCAAUGGUACGGCCGAUGCCCAUCAUCAGAUUGAGCAUUGA
Messenger RNA from Diaporthe batatas, 1392 nucleotides. RefSeq lists its product as uncharacterized. The transcript has 5 exons. Gene Ontology annotation, molecular function: hydrolase activity. The coding region runs from base 1 to 1392 and encodes 463 amino acids. The record is from RefSeq and is a predicted model, not a curated record. Lineage: Eukaryota; Fungi; Ascomycota; Sordariomycetes; Diaporthales; Diaporthaceae.